Molecule: messenger RNA, 695 nt
Organism: Aricia agestis (brown argus)
Lineage: Eukaryota; Metazoa; Arthropoda; Insecta; Lepidoptera; Lycaenidae
Product: golgin subfamily A member 6-like protein 10
Exons: 6
Coding region: 1-669 (222 amino acids)
Source: RefSeq, a predicted model, not a curated record
AUGUUUUCUCCCGAGCAACAACAAAUUGAAAUAUGUUUACUAAAAUCUAAUUUAGAGGAAAUAGAAAAUGAUUUAGUUGUACAACGAUCCGCAAUACCGGCAUUAGAUGCUGAAAAUGAGCAAAAAUAUAGAGAAACGAUGUCUAUGCUCCGUGUGGCGCGCUCUCUUAAUUCGGAAAUAGAGCGACUCAAGCUGGAAAAUGUGCGAUUAACGGCUAAGCGCAUGCAGCUACAGCGGCGCUGCGAGCAGAUAGACGGCGCGGUGGAGCGAGCGCAGCGCACGCGCCGCGAGCUAGACGCCCAGUGCAAGCAGGAGGAUAGAGAUAUUGAGAUUGAGAUCCGGAAAUACGAAGACGCUCUUCGUGAUAUAGCUGAUCGUUUUAGAAACUCACGAGCCUUAUACUGCGAAGAAGACAUGAAGAGUGAGUUGAGAAUAAUCGAGGGUGUGAUAACUGAUUUGAAGACUGAGGAGCAAAGACGUACGGACGAAGUAAGAGAGUUAUCCAAUACUCUGAAGAAUCUACGCAGCGAUAUCCCAGAAGAUAUUCUGAUUAUUGUCGGAAAACCCGAGUUGGACAAUAAACUGAAGCGUCUGUCGACUGAAUGUGAUACAUUACAAAGGCAGAGUGAUUACGUUAUCAAGACGCGCGGUCAUUUGAGAAUGUUUUAGAUAAAUCUAAAAACUACAGUUAAAGG